ACAGUCGCUUCCACGGCCUCGGAGCGGGCGAGUUGUUGGUCUCCUUGGAAAAAAGCAAAACACGCUCUCUCGUUUGCGGCGACGACGAGUGUAAUGGCCACCACCGUGGGCCUAGGAUAGCAGAGGAGGCGGUUCGAGUUUUCGUUUCGUUCGAGAACGGUGAAUGUCGCGGAACGAUUUACCGGCUAAUCGAGUAAGUACAAAGUGAAUGAAACUCGCGCGUGUCGAACUACUGCCGCUCUUUCGUCCUUCGUCGGUGGCUCGUCGUACGUCCACAUCCCGGUGAAGAAGUGCGUGUACAUAGAAAGCAAGUGCAUCAGUGUACUUAAUGUGUGUCAGCCAUUGUCGAGCGUGCAUCCUAGUGCCGGUCGGUCUACUCGAAUCUCCAAGACCAAACACUGGAUAAUAUUGGUUCCUGGCUUCGUCCGCGGGAUUCCACCCCUUCGACUUGUGAUACUGCACGUAGGAUCGAUUACGGCGAUGCACGGGUGCUUUCUCGAUGGCUCAUAGCGGCACGCUUCUAAUUAGCGAUAUUAUCCCAUUUCGCUUAUUAGAAGCCGUAAAAACAUGAAGAUCGAUCUCGUCCGGUUCCACUUUACCUAGGACGGGCCACGCUUCCAGUCUAGAUUCUCGUCCGAGGCGCGAAAUAAUUUGAAGCAACGACUUGCCAUCGGUUCCUUCCACGAAAACGGCCUCCUAUUAUUAGGCCGCCGCUAAAUACCAGACAACCGCAAUAAGCAACGCCGACCGUUCCAAAAAACAAGUGCCGGUGAUUCACAGACACCGUUCGAAGAGGCGAAAAGUGGUUUCGGCGCGGAGCGAGCAUCGAGAGAGAGAGAGGAGAGAAAGGGAUAAAAGGCAGCUCUCGGUGGCGCACACGUUUCGAGGAAAUGAAUGGACGCGGUAACUACGGGAGCAUCUCAUCCAGAAGGAACACACCGACUGAUUCCACACAUUAAAUGUACCCCCAGGAAUUCAGGUUCCGCCCGAGGCUCUCGCGAAUCUGGGAUGGCUUCGAGCAAUGAUGAUAUCGGAUUAAGCCCGGCUAACAAGUUCGCCUCGGUUCUAUCGUCCGUAAAAGUAGAUAGGUUUUAAAUCGAGUCUUGCCCUGGGAACAAGGCAACGUUGUAACGCCGUUACCACGGCGAAAUAAUCCGAGGGUUAUUGAAUCCCGAUGAUAUAAUGCAAGUACACGAGGCAAGCCGGUAAUAGUCGCUCGUGUACGGAGCUUUCCACUGUACCCUUAACGAAAUAGAGAAAAGGAGCGAGUGUACUCUCUGUGUUUGCUGCUUCUCUAUAGACGUUGAAAAGAGAUCGGUGGCGACCAUCGACAGAGAGGGUAUAGUCAGCGAUCCAUUCUUAAUUUCCAAUUCGCAGUCGAUCGGUCCUGGCGGCGAAUCGCGUGGAAAUUUGGUCUCGCGGCGCCGUCGUUCGAAAAUGUAGAUAGUCGAGCGCGUACUCGACGGAUAACGGAGAAGAGGAACGAUACGGAUCGCUCGAAGAGGAAUUCGAGUAGUCGGAGCACCGAUCGAAUUGACCACGGAACCACUCCCAAAGAUCAGGCCAGUGAUACAGUUAUUAUCCAUAGAGAAACGGAGAAGGCGGCAAGGGGUUUCGGCAAAGUGGAAUGCACUCGCCGCCGUCUAGAACGUUUAGAAAUGUAAUAUUUGAGUUGGAGAUGACGAGACUUGCUGUGAGGCUGUAGCCCGCAAUACCGACAAAAGUUUCCGAAAGAAGAGCGCGGCGAGCCGAAGCCGAAGGGCAGAUAAAAUAGGGAUUCGUUAGAGGAAGAUACACAGACGUCGUCACAAGUGUCCUUAGAACGUUGAGUGUACUUGCUCGUAGUCGUGCGCGUCCCGGCACAGGGCUCUCUCGUUUUCUAUUCUCGGUUAUGGAAUGAACCGAUGCCCGGCUGAACGCUUAGGCUGUUGGUGCUUCUCCCGCUUCAGGUUCUCCCGCUAUCGAGCAUCGUUGUUAUCAUGACCUCAACGACGCGUCCGCUCCCGUCGACGCUGAUGCUUCUCGUCCUAUGCUUCUGCUCGAUCCCGCUCUCUUCGGCGAGCGGCGACGGUGGACCGAACAGCCCGAUCUUCAACUUGGACAAUACCGCGUUGGAGAAGAACAUCGCGGCGAUAUUCAGCAAAGUGGCGCACAGUUCAGCGACCACCAAGCGUAGCGUGCCGGCCUAUGAUGCCCAAGUCUCGGCCAGCACGACCCUGUCGACGGUGCCGUCACCCUUGACGACCACCACUACGACUACGACGACGACGACAACGACGACGACGACGGCCAGUCCGACGAUUCCUACCGUCAGAUACCCUCCUCCUGUUCCCCGGGCGACCGUGUCGCCGGUGUUCCGCGAGUUACCCUCGUACGCGCCCCCUUCUCGCGCUCUGUUCACUCCCCCACUGCCACCCGAGUACCUCCAUCCGUUCGCGAAUAAGCCGACGCUUAGAGGAACCAACUCGGACGUUCAUUCUGGUCACAAAAGACCGGUGCCACCGCCCAGCGGCACGCCGGCCCACGAGAGGAUACCCAUCAGGCCACCCGACCUCAAGGGCCCGUCCCAAGUGCCGGAGAGGCAUUCGCAUUCGAGAAACAAGCCUCUGAACACACCCAGCAAGGAGCAGAACGUGGUCGAGUCCAGCGACUCCGACAGGAGAAACAAUACAAACGAGUUCGUGCCCACCCUGCACUACCCGAGCAUCUCCAGGAUACUCUCCGGCAGCAACGGUAAGAAACAGGAUAUCCCUGAAAUCCUGUUAAAACCCCUGGCCACAAAGACCCCGCCGCAUAACGCGCCCGUAGUUCCGACUACGGAGAAGAUGACCAUGCCGCCCACUACGACGGCCAGGACGUUCAGCACGUUGAAUCCCUCCAAGUCCGCUACGCAGCCGACGAUCUUCAACCUGCCGAACACCAGGAGGCACGACGACGACGGUUACCACGGCCUCAGAACCGAGAACGGUUUCAAGACGGAAAACAUUGAAAUCGUGGACACGGAGAGACUGCCGUAUCCUCAGCCACAGCCGCCCGCGCCACCCCCGAAGAGGCCGAACGAGGCCGACGAUCGCAACGUGCCGCAGGUCGACACGCAGCAUCCGCUCGAAUCCACUUGGCGGGUCGCCUGGUUCCUUCACGUAUACGUGGCCGCGAUCCUCUUCACGUUAAUGGCUCUAUACUCGAUCUACAAGAUCGUACGUUUCAACGAGGCAACGAAUCUCCUCACCCAAUCGUAUUUCCUCACGGUUCACCUGCUCCUCACCACCGUCUGCACUCUUAGGUGCUUUCAUCUGUUUUACGACGCUUACAAUCUGGGCCAUUCGUUGCCCGAACCCCUGUCCCGAGUGCUCAUGUACCUCCCCGCGCCGUUGCUGUCCAGCGCGUUCGCCACUCUGGUCCUCUACCUCGCGCGUUGCUCCGAGGCGCCGUCGUUGAACAACAGGUUUCUCUCGCCGAUCGCGUUGAUCCUGGCGUCGACGAUACACUGCGUCCUCUGUAUCUCUCUUCACGUGUCGACGCACGUGCUCGGUUACCAGGACGAGGCCAAGAUACUGCCGCUGAUCUGUCAGUGUAUCUACAUCAUCGUCUGCGUGACCCUCGGGCUCGGUUACAUGUACGUGUACCGAGUGGUGCGUUCGCAAAUCUUGUUGACCAACAACAAGACCGCCGGAGCGAAUCACAUAGUCGGCGCCGAUCCUACCACGGUGGCCCUGAGCACGGCCAUCACCACCAGCAUCGCUACAGCUGUCGUCUUCAUCCUGAUGGGCUUCGUCCAAUUGUACGGCAUCUUCGGCAACGUCCAGGAACGACCGCAGUCGUAUCCUUGGCUCUGGUGGGGCUGGCAGUUCUCCGUCAGGCUGUUGGAACUGGCGGUGUGCGGGCUCCUCGCCUGGGUAGCCAGUCUGUCUCAGUACCCGUUGAGGGAGAAACAGCUGCAGCAACACCCGGUGCAUUCUGGUUUCGCUCUGUUUCCCUGCGGCAACUCCACAUCCACCGAGAACAUGGACGAUGUUCUUUACCCGGCUAUCUGCAGUACCAACCAGGCGAUACAGAACUACACGAUGAGGACCGGGAAACAGGUUUACGAUGACGGAUUCCCGCUGAACACGCUACCCGAGCAUUUGAACAUAUCAGGUACUUUCGAGAGGCAUUCCAUUCGCAAGUCGGGCACCAUGGGCCACUUUCCGCACGAGGGGCGCGGUUCGUUAAACCGGCACGGUAACGGUAUACAGACCAUGCGGAACUCGGAGACUCGCGACAGGCACACCCCGGUGCAGCAGGUGACCGGUGGCCACGAGCAGACGCCGACCACGGGCUCGACGAUGCUCGUCGCCGAAGAUGGUUUCGUCAGAUUCCGCAGUCUGGGUGCCGAGGACGACGAAUUGUCCGACACCCCGAGCAUGGUCGGCACCCACGGCAGAGGAAGCUCCCUCGCUGGAAGCGUAAGGUUCAACGCGAGACACCCGGCGCUGCAUCAGCAUCAACACUCUCUCCAACAUUCGCACCAGAGUCAGCAUCAGGCUCACCACCAGCUGUACAUCAAUACGUAAAAGUCUGAUGAGGGUGUUAAGAAUGAUAACUACUUGUUCCCGUUGUCUUGAUUACGGUCAGAGGUGAGAUCGUCAACAAAGAUAUAAAAAGAUGUUCCGCGUGGCUCUCACUGCGACAACUAAUGGUCUAAACAACUUCGAAGAAACUACUUUUACCUUUACCUUUUUAUGUAAGAUACGUCCUGUGUAUAGACAAACCCUAUAUCGCGAGCUUUCGCGGAAAGUCCGAGUGGGUAGCAUUAAUGAUUUGCCGGGGACUUCUUACGAGAGCAUAUACAUAUAAAAGCGCAAAAUGAGCGAAAAGUAAGAAUAAAAAAAAAUAAGAAACUCGGCAUCCGCAUUCUCCCGCUUCGCGUUUCCGCGUCCGAGCCGACGACGCGACGCCUCGUCUCUCCCGUGGUAACCGUAAUAUUUAUUAUCGAAGUUCGAGCAGCGGGGAAUGAAACGAGGAGGGUAUUAAUGUAUACGCGAAACUCGGUAAAGAGAAGUUUCUUAUCCUCUACCACCCGCUGAGGGUGCGUAGUGUUCAGGGUAUCUCGAACAUUGACCUUACGAUUAGGCACUUGGUACUUAUUAAGGUUCGUGUGAUUUAAACAAACAGUCGUAUAUCGCUCGUCGCGGGGAGAAAGGGAGAAAAGAUAAAUCUUCUGUAUAGGGAAGCAAGCUUUCUUUCGUUUUUCCUUCUUCGAGUAGCGAGAAAACUCGGCUGUGGAUAGUAUCGGUGCAACACGUGACUCGAUCAAAAUGUGUUCGCGGUAUCUACGAUUAGCAGUUCGCUUUAAAAAAUUUUUUCUAAUACUUCAGUUGGCACUCGGAAUUGAGAUUCACGUUCGUAGCUGGAGUCUAUUUGGUCACAUGUUCAACCGAUACACGCGUCGUCGUAUCCUUCCUCGAGAUCGCACGUCCCGUUCGGGAUCGACGGGAAGUAUAUUUUAUAACGAAGAGCGAAAGCGGAAAAAGACUAAAGAUUUAAUAGAAUGGAAAAUCAUUCGCGUGGUCCAAGUAAAACUGAUCGAGAACGAACGAGAGGAAUUUGUCAUAGCUCCACGAGAAAGCGAUUUCGAGCAGCUAUGAGUAACGCGUAAUUUUUGUUCGUCGAAUCGAAGGAAAGGCCAAGUAUAAAGAAGAAUAUAAUGGUUAAAUAUGGGCAAAGAGAAGUCGAAGAGGAAUAAAAGACUAACGGCAUUGUACAGUCGAUAAUAAUUUAUCACUCAGUCCAAUUGUAAGAUUGAUUUAGCAGUUAAGGGUUGGAUUAAGGAUUCUCUGUUACGAUAUUAAGUUACGUCGAUGUAGCCAGUAGAUGCUACUGCGCUCGUAGGAACGGAUAUCAGCGAUUUCUGUUAAACGAAUUCAAUGUCGAGCGACAAGCACGAUGUAACUAUAUUUCCUCUCCGCGUCGGAGACACAACCACGAAGCAUUUAAAUACUUGGCACACAGGCCAGCAUAUUCCUUUUGUUUCUCCUGCUCCAUUCUCUUCUCCACCCCCUUAAUUUCAAUUUGUCGAAUUAUCUUACUUAUUGUCGCGACUUCUUUUCCGUAUCGAACCUGAGGUACAAAACGUACGGUACUGGGACACGGUAAGAUUUCGAUUAUCUCUCUCGGUUGUCAAAGCCUAGUGUUCACUCUAAUGUACUCUGAUGCUAUGCGUAAGAAAUUCUCGAUUAAUUACGUUUCUACGAAAUGCAUGUCUCCAGUCGAGAACCGAAUAAUCGAAACCCUGUCGUUAAAAUCUUUCACGAAGUAUCGAAGAACCUUCUACUUAAUAUCGAUAAUAGUUUUAACGAGCGGUCACAGCGCAGUGUAUAUGUUUAUAUGGACGUUGUAAAUAAGGUAUACGGGCUCGUCGUGAGUAGAUACAUUAAAAUUCGUUUCUGAUAGAACCCGCGCAGGUUUUAUCCGAAUGCAAGCACCGAGAUUCACAAACAGAGGAAACAUACACGCAUUAAACGAGUAUGCACUCGUCUACCCAGCUACGAUCGUACUACGAAAUCCCGUUCACUAUACACGUACCUCCUAUCCUCCAUCCUACCUAUCCUCUAUCUCGUUCUCGGUUGUAAAUGCAACAGUCGUAUCGUUUUAUUUAUGUCGAAAGCUGUAUUUAUUAUAUGCGAAACAUUCCACAGCAAGAUGAUCCGUGUGAGUGCGAUCGGUUUUGUUGGAUUUCAUUGCAAUUACUAGACUAAAAUGAAUAUAGUGCUGAAGAAAGACGAACAAAUGUAAAUAAAAAGCUUCUUUUGCGAAAGAACUUAUGGUUUCUCCUGAUUUUCUUGAUCAUCUCGCAAAAUUCGUUCCCCACGUCAUCUUUAAUCGAAAGUUAUUUAGGAUCCGAUCUGUUUCCAUAACAUUCCGACUUGUUUUUUAAUAUUUCAUUGCACGUUACAAUGUUACAUUAUUUUUACGACCGCUAUUCUUUUAACGACCAUCAAACCGUCGUGGGCUUGAUCAUAAAUCGAACGGUGCUAUUCCCAACGAAUAAUAUUUAACGCGAUUUAUACAUUUUAUUUGAAAGGUCGCUUGUCGAAAUUUGUACCGUCGUUUAGGCAGAAGACGGGGAAGAAGGAAAGCAUUUGAAUACGUGUUUGUCUGCCGACCUAUGUCACGAUGUAAAAGCAAUUCUGUAUAGAUAACGCAAGUAUGUCAAGAACACUGUACAUAAAAAAAUAUUUAAUAAACCUUAUAUGUAAAAUUCUAGUCGUUCUUUUGCAUGGAUCGUACAUGUACAAUUGCUGAGGACGUAAAGUUUUCCCUUCAAAAAUUCCGGGACCGGUAAAUACAUUAGGACGAUAAUGAUUGUAUAAUAAUGCUUAUUGAAACCGUGAUUAAAAUAUCGACGACUAUCUUCCAUCGAA
Ceratina calcarata is the source of this 7403-nucleotide messenger RNA. RefSeq lists its product as uncharacterized. The coding region runs from base 1980 to 4553 and encodes 857 amino acids. The record is from RefSeq and is a predicted model, not a curated record. Lineage: Eukaryota; Metazoa; Arthropoda; Insecta; Hymenoptera; Apidae. The transcript is spliced from 6 exons.